AUGAGAAUUGUUUCAGUUUUCAAAUGUCGAAGCAUUGCAACCAUUACAACCAUUAGCUUAUGCAAUGGAAAUUUGGGUGUGCCUUGUGAACAAAAUGAGAGACAAGCACUUCUAAUGUUCAAGCAAGAUCUUAAGGAUCCUUCAAAUAAGCUUUUAUCUUGGGUUGGUGAGGGAGAUUGUUGCAAUUGGACUGGAGUUGUCUGCGACAAUUUAACCGGUCAUGUCCGUGAGCUUCAUCUGAGCUACUUGGAUCUAAGCAACAAUGAUUUUGGAGGAAUACAGAUUCCUAGCUUCUUAGGUUCUCUUAAAAGUUUAAGAUAUCUUAACCUCUCAGACUCAAAGUUCGCUGGAAUAAUUCCGCAUCAAUUGGGAAAUCUCUCGAGUCUACGCUCUCUAGGACUCCCGAGUAAAAGCUACUACUGGAUGAAGGUUAAGAAUCUCCAAUGGCUUUCUGAUCUUUCGAGCUUGCAGAACCUGGACGUGAGUCAUGUAGAUCUUAGCAAAGCAUCUGAUUGGUUUCAGGUGACAAACACACUCCCCUCUAUGCUGGUAGAGUUGCAUAUGUCCGGUUGUGAACUUAAUCAAAUACCAGUUGGUGUUGCAAAUAUGACAUGGCUUGAAGUUCUUAAUCUCAGGUGGAACAUCAUCUGGGGUACCAUACCUCAAUGCGCAUGGUUGUACACUUGUAGCAAUCUUGAGUCCCUAUCCCUUUAUUUGAAUCUCUUGCGAGGUGAAAUUUCAAGUUCCAUUGGAAACUUGACAGCCAUUGUCAAUCUUGACUUGUCUGCUAAUCAACUUGAAGGGAAAAUCCCAAACUCAUUGGGAAAUCUUUGUAAGUUGACGGUUCUUGAUCUGUCAAGGAACUAUUUCAAUGGAAGCGUAUCAGAAAUAUUGGGAAGCUUGUCAAGGUGUAGUUCAGGUCAAAUGGAGUCACUGAAGCUGUCAACAAAUGAUUUUUCAGGUCCACUAUUUGAUCAGCUAGGAAAUUUCUGUUAA
Prunus armeniaca (apricot) is the source of this 996-nucleotide messenger RNA. The record is from the annotation of a GenBank genome assembly. NCBI's taxonomy places the organism in Eukaryota, Viridiplantae, Streptophyta, Magnoliopsida, Rosales, Rosaceae.